CGUUUUAUAAUAGAGUAGAAACAUAACUAUUUUCCUUAACACGCUUAGCGAAAAUUAGCGUAGAGUAAAUUAUGAAUAUUCUGUAUCUUAAACAACCAAUUACAAGACAUCAGUACGUUUUUAAUGAGCAUGCCAUCAAUAUACUAAAAAACCGCUUUCGUAUUUAUUUGAAUCGAUUUCUAGCAUACAUCAGAACAUACAAUCCUAUAUUAACUGAUGAACAGGAAUUUGAAUUUGCAAUAUUUUUAAAAACCCUUUUUAAAUUGAUAGUACUUGUCACUGAGUGCGAAAAAAAAGAUUCAAUUUUAAACGAAAUAGAUAACAUGAGUAGUUCAUUUAUUUGUCAUGUAUUGCUUUACGAGAAAUGUCGUGAAUUUUUCGGGCUCACAUUGGAGAUAGACAGAGUAAAACUCGAAGAAAUAGAUUGGUCACUUGAUUCGUGGGGAAAGAAUUACUGGAGAUUUCUGCAUGCUUUAUCAAUUAUUUUACAAUAUCAUUACGAAAAAAAAUCAGUCAGGUCACUCCACAAUUAUUUAGCUGCGCUUCUGUUAAACUUUGACUUAGUAUUACCUUGUAGUAAUUGUCGAUAUAACUAUAAGAAUCAAAAUCCAUUAAUAAAUGUAUCGCUACCCCUUAUUUAUAGUGAAGAUGCAAUUUUCAUGGUUUACAGUUUACAUAAUGAUGUACGCUCAGUAAGUGGCAUUGACAAAUAUUCUUUUAACCAAUUUCUUCAUGAUUGGGGUAUUCAAAUAUCCGCUUCAAAUGUGUCAACAUUGGAUGCCAAAUAUUUACUAUAAUAUGAUAUGUUCAGUUAUUAUAUUCCCGUGAGACAAAGUUUCUAUUAAAAUCGGUAUAUAAUAUUUUAUGUGCAAAAAAAUUUUUAUUUCAAUUGACAUAAAACAAUAUUGGCACAACAAAGCUAACUAAUAACCGGCUACUGAUUUCUUACCUACUGGAUCAUGGCAAAUGCAUUAGUCAUAAAAUAUAAAGAUAGUAUACGAUUCUAAAUUCUUGUGAGCUUUUCAUACUAAAACUCAUUCUAGUACAGAAUAUGAUGAUUUAUCCGGGAAAAAUGACAUAAAAUGUUAUUU
Messenger RNA from Microplitis demolitor, 1091 nucleotides. RefSeq names its product ac92-like protein, putative sulfhydryl oxidase-1 (gene p33-1). NCBI's taxonomy places the organism in Eukaryota, Metazoa, Arthropoda, Insecta, Hymenoptera, Braconidae. The transcript has a single exon. Bases 72 to 797 code for a protein of 241 amino acids. Gene Ontology annotation, molecular function: thiol oxidase activity. The record is from RefSeq and is marked provisional.